CAGCGACGGUCCCGCACAGGCGGGGUCGGCCUAUCCGGCGAUCGAUGGCCAGCCCGCCUGCAGGUCGCGACGUCCGGUCGGCGGAGGCGAGCCGGCCGGAGCCCGCCUGCCUGGAGGCGCAGAAAUGGAUCGAGGCGGUGACAGGGAAGAGCUUCGGAGACAAGGACUUCCGCGGCGCGUUGGAGAACGGCAUCCUGUUGUGCGAGCUCCUCAGCGCGAUCAGACCUGGCCUGGUCAAGAAGAUCAACAGAUUGCCCACCCCCAUCGCCGGCUUGGACAACCUGUCCGUCUUCCUGCGGGGCUGCGAGGAACUCGGCCUGAAAGGCUCGCAGCUCUUUGACCCGGGAGACCUCCAGGACACCUCCAUCCGAGCAAAUCUCAAGGACUCCGACUGCAGCCGCAAACUAAAAAACGUCCUGAACACCGUCUUCUGGCUGGGAAAAGCCGCCAGCGGCCGCACCUCCUACGGCGGACCCGCGCUGGACCUCAAGGAAUUUGAGGGGCUGCUGGCGAACAUGAAGGUGGACAGCGAGGAGGCGGGCGACGGCUCGCAGAAGCGCGGCGUUCGAGACAGCGGUUACGACUGCUGGGAUUCCGAGCGCAGCGACUCACUCUCGCCACCUAGGCACACUCGAGACAACUCUUUAGACAGUCUGGACUCGGUUGGUUCGCGUUCGCAGCACAGUCCUUCUCCCGAUGUGGCCAACCGAGGGAACGCGGAAGGAAAAGAUGGCGACCUGGAAGCGGACGGCAGCAGGAGGCUUGACGUGCAGAAGGACGACAUGUCGGCCCGGCGUGUGGCCAGCGGUGAGGCGCGCGCCCCUGUUGUCUUCAAUCAGUUCCUGCCCAAUCGGAGCAAUGCCGGCUCCUACGUCCUGAACACGAGGCGCAGACCUCAUGCCGAGGACAGAGAGCAGCGCAGGAGCGCGAGCAUGAGCGACAUGGUGGACCAGGACGAGGCCGGACACUUGCCGCCGCCGCUCAGCCUGUCACGCUACGAGCGCAUGCACGAGCAGUACAACAACUUCCAAGACGAGGACGACCAGUGGCAAAGUGACUUGGCCCGUUGGAAGAACCGCCGCCGCUGCGCCUCGCAGGAGCUGAUCAAGAAGGAAGAGGAAAGGAAGAGGAUGGAGAGGCUGAACGGGGAGGGAAGAGACAAGAGGAAGAGCAUCAAGACCUACAAGGAGAUUGUAGAGGAAAAGGAACGGCGAGAGGCAGAGCUGUGCGAGGCGUACCGCAACGCGGCGUCGCCAGAGGAAGCGGCCGGGGUUCUGCAACGUUACGCUCUCCGAUUCACCAUCAGCGAUGCCACGCUGGACUUCUUAAAGCUACCGCGCUCCACCGCGAACCCCGACGCGGUCCAAAACCAGGCCAACCACAAGCACAAAACCGUUCCCGAUGACUCCGAGCCAGAAUCAACACAACAGAAGACGUGUGGAGACUUACACAGUGGGGUGAAAAGAGAUCCACUGUCUUCAGACAGCACAGUUCCUCAAUCCCAAGAAACCCUCGAAUCUCCGAUCCAAACAUCCCCUCCUAAACCAGAACCAGCUAGCGAAGUGGACGCAAAACCCCAACCUAAACCUCCAAAGCCCAAACCUCCAACGUCUCACCCAGCAAAGACCGUACUCGCGUUCCCCUCGGCGCCGCCGCAGCCGCCUUCCCGUCCCGUCCCCCUGCUGGCUGCCAAGCCCUACUGCCAGCCACGCAGCUCACAUGGAGUCAAGAUGGACGGUCUAGUACGUGUGAAUGGCGACACGGACAGUUUGCCAGUGCAUUCGCCGUCAGAGAAGGACAACCUGGUCAUCCAGGCGGAGAUGGAGGUCUCCUCUCUGCCAGAGAUCCGGGACUGGUCGCCUCCUCCCCAGGCGGCGACUUCCUCCUCAUCUUCCUCAUCCUCCUCGUCUUCCUCGUCCUCCACCAUCAGCUCGCUGUUCAGCGGGAGGAACUGCAUCACCAAGACCACCAUCGUCACUGAACUCACGCAGACCCUGGUGGAGCCCCACGGCCUGGAGAACAGCCACAGCCAGGCGAAUGGCAGCGCGUCCGUCGAGAAAGCGGCGGAGGAGCAGCCAAUUUCAUCGUCGACCUCAAUAACCAGCAUACAGGAGAAUUGUCCCAGUGUCGCAGAAGGCCAAGAGGAGAGCAGCACGAGCGAACAGUACAAGAAGGAACAGGAGAAGCUGAAGAAGGAGUGGGAAAAAGCUCAGCUGGAGGUACAGGAGGAAGAGCGCAAGCACAACGAAGAGGAGAGGAAGAUCCUGGAGGAGACUGUAGCGCCUCUGAAAACCUGCGUGGGGACCGUGUCGCCCCCUCCUGGAGACAAAGAAAAUAUCGGCCACCUCGCACCCUUGCAGCAGAAUGGCCACAAAGACUCGAGAGGAAGCGAAGAGCCGCACGCGUCCAAGCUUCACUUCUUCCAAGAUGCCGUCGAUGUUACCGAGCCAGCCAAAAAGUCCGAAUUGUGGAAGACGGCCUCUCUGGACCGGAACACUCAGCCGAACCUACCACAGGGCGUCAAAAGGUGCGAUUCCCACGACGGCGUCGCCGGAACACACCAGCCGUCGUCCUCACCCUUGCCUCCGUCGCCCAGCAGGUGCAUUAGCAAAAAGAGGCAAUGCUCGGGUUGCUCUCAGCCCCUGGGAAAAGGAGCGGCGAUGAUCAUCGAAUCGCUCGGCCUCUUCUUCCACAUGCAGUGUUUUAAGUGCGACGCGUGUGAGGGGCAGCUCGGCGACGCCAGCGCCGGGACGGACGUGAGGAUCCGGAAUGGGCUGCUGAGCUGUCAGCGCUGCUACGUAGCAUCUACAACUGAGAAGAAUGUCGGCCGACGACAGCCCACAACAUUAUGAUGAUCUGAAAAACCCCCGGACCACCAACCCUCAUAAAACUUCACUCAAAUAUCUAAAUGGACCCCGCGUGAUCUAAACCUACACACACGGUGUGUUUUUGUCAGCGUGACCGGUUGUAUUUAUGACUAGAUAAAGCACACUACAUCAACAGGAAUAAUAUUACAGUGAACCCCCAUUUUUAUUCCAGGACGUAUGUUCGAAACCAACCCACAAAUUUGUCAAAAUCUGUAAUAUAAAUCUGUAAAAUAAAAUACCACUCACACUUACUAUAAGUUUAUAAAAAAAAAAAAAACACUGCAAAAGUGGCACAUAAAACAAAAGACGAGGAAUUAAAUCCAGUUUGGCAAAUCGUAAAGAAUUCAAAAAAGAGGCUUGAAGGUGGUUUUCGCUGCUUUACUGUCAAACUAAACAUCAAAUAAAGAGAAUUACACAUCGUGUAUUUUAAAGGGGAAAUCCACUGGUUUGCACGAACAAUGUAUCGAAUAGACCAUGUAAAUAUGUACUCUAUUUUGACAAUGUUAAAUCCUCUCUCAUUUCAUAGUGUUUUGACAAGAUGUUUAUUGACAAUUACGAAUUUUCAGGGGCGCUGCCAUUUUCGCGAGUCACAUGACCUUAGUGGGCGGAUGUGACGUAUUACGUGCCCUUCCAAACGCUCAAUUAUAUGGGACACCAUUUAUGCCCAGCGCUUAUUUCUCGGAUUUAUCGUGAUCUGAUGGGGAGUGAGCUAACGGCCUCCCCGGACGCCGGAGCUCGGCUAACGGCCUCCCCGACCGCCGGAGCUCGGCUAACGCCCUCCCCGACCGCCGGAGCACGGCCAACGGCCUCCCCGGACGCCGGAGCUUGGCUAGCGGCCUCCCCAGCCGCCAAAGCUCGGUUAACGGCUUCCCCGACUGCCGGAGCUCGGCUAACGGCCUCCCCGGCCUCCAAAACUCAUCUAACGGCUUCCCUGGCCUUCGAAGCUCGGCGAACGGACUCCCCGGCUGGUGAAGCUCGGCAAACGGCCUGCUUGGACGCCGAAGCUUGGCUCGCGGCCAGCCGCCGGAACUCGCUCGUCAGACUCCGCGUCACUCCCGGGGUAUUUGUUUACGCACUUAUGUCCCACACGUCGGCCUCCGAAUAGUCAGACUCCGCGUGAUUCCGCCCAAAGAACCAUCCGAAUAUUCAACAUUAUUUUCAGUCACAGGUUCAAAUCUGUACGGAAGUAUUCCUCCGUCUUCAACCGAUCAACCGAUACUGCUUUUUCUUCAUCAGAUGAGGAUAAAUACGAGAAAUCGGCGCUGGGCAUAAAUGGCGUAAUCGAGCCUUUGGUGCGGCACCUUACACGUCACAUCCGCGCAUGUAAGUCAUGUGACUCGCAAAAAUGGCAGCGCCCCUGAAAAUUCGUAAUCUUCUCAAAAUGCUAUGAAGUGAGAGAGGCUUUAACAUCCUAUUUUCAAGAUACAGUACAUAUUACAUGACUUUUUGGAUAUAUAGUUCAUGCAAACCAGUGGAUUUCCCCUUUAUUAAAUAACUACAUAGGUCAGCCUUACGAGAGUCUCUUCAUUUUGAAGCUGACCUAUAUGAACAAUGCUAUUUACAUGUUAAUAUUAGCAUCCAUAGUUGCUGUUAGAAACCUGGAAAGGAUAUUUGCAAACAGUGCAACCGAUACAUUUACACGUAUUAGAUAAAAAUAACGACACGCGUACGUUCUCUCCUCGACUUAUAUUACAGUGAUUUACUGAGUAAAUCUACCUUCAAAAUCUGACAUAUUGUGUUGGUGCACGAUAUGGAAUAUGAAUGGUGUAGGGGGGACGGGGGUGGGGUUCACUGUACAUCAACUGGAGUAAUAAACAGCACACACUACAAGACUAAUUUCUUCUACUGUUGGUAGCACAACCAUUUUAAUGCCUUACCUUCUCCCUUUUCUUCCAUUUUUCACAAUUUUGCAUGAACAUAAGUUAUUGCAAGUAUGAGUUUGACAACAUCAACAGUUUGUUGUACACUUUUAUCCGCUUUGCAUGUUGGCUUUGAACCUUUUUUUUUUUCAUCCCUCCAUUAAGGAGACUUUCAACCAGUGCCUUAAUUCAGUGUGUGUGUGUGCGGGACUAUUACACGUGGACCUCUAAAUGUGUGUGUGUGUGUGUGUGUGUGUGUAUGAAGUGAUAUGAAGUAAAAUUCCAUACCAGCAAAGUAAAACGAGUUUAUUAGCUUCCUUCUCUCGUCUCGAGCUUAAACCAAUGACACGUAUGUAAUAACUGCUGCUUCCCUAAUGAUUAUUUGUAGCGUUAUCAAAAGAUCCCUUCAAAAUAAGAGCUGCCCGCGUUCCUCCGUGACUUCUCCUUUCUUCCGUCCGACGAAUGUUCUGCUCGCCGUCUUUUGUAGCCGCUGUACGUUUGUCAAUAAAACUGUGUA
This is a messenger RNA of Syngnathoides biaculeatus (alligator pipefish), 5243 nucleotides long. RefSeq names its product LIM and calponin homology domains-containing protein 1-like. Gene Ontology annotation, biological process: regulation of focal adhesion assembly; positive regulation of stress fiber assembly. The record is from RefSeq and is a predicted model, not a curated record. The transcript has 23 exons. The coding region runs from base 45 to 2852 and encodes 935 amino acids. Gene Ontology annotation, cellular component: stress fiber. Lineage: Eukaryota; Metazoa; Chordata; Actinopteri; Syngnathiformes; Syngnathidae. Gene Ontology annotation, molecular function: myosin II head/neck binding.